Molecule: messenger RNA, 4789 nt
Organism: Dipodomys ordii (Ord's kangaroo rat)
Lineage: Eukaryota; Metazoa; Chordata; Mammalia; Rodentia; Heteromyidae
Gene: Strc
Product: stereocilin
Exons: 25
Coding region: 23-4708 (1561 amino acids)
Biological process (GO): cell-matrix adhesion
Cellular component (GO): cell surface; kinocilium; stereocilium tip
Source: RefSeq, a predicted model, not a curated record
GAACCAGCGUGCACCUGGAAACAUGGCUCUGAGCUUCUGGCCCAUGCUGUUGUUGCUGCUGCUGACCUGUGCAGUGACUCUAGCCCCUCCUGGGCCUCAGUCCCUGGAUCAUGGUCUCUCCCUCCUGAAGUCAUUCCUCUCUUCUCUGGACCAGUCUCCUCAGGGUUCUCUCAGCCGCUCUCGGUUCUCUGCCUUCUUGGCCAACAUUUCCUCUUCCUUUGAGCGGGGGAGGACGGGGGAGGGACCAGUGGGAGAGCCCCCACCUCUCCAGCCCCCUGCCCUCCGCCUCCAUGAUUUUCUAGUGACACUAAGAGGCAGCCCAGACUGGGAGCCAAUGCUAGGGCUACUGGGGGAUGUGCUGGCACUGCUGGGCCAGGAGCAAACUCCCCGGGACUUCUUGGUGCACCAGGCAGCUGUGCUAGGUGGACUGGUGGAGGUGCUGCUGGGAGCCUUAGUGCCUGGGGGGCCUCCUGCCCCUACACGGCCCCCGUGCACCCGCGACGGGCCCUCGGACUGUGUCCUCGCUGCUGACUGGUUGCCUUCUCUGCUGCUGCUGUUAGAGGGCACACGCUGGCAGGCCCUGGUGCAGGUGCAGCCCGGUGUGGACCUCAUCAAUGCCACAGGUCUCGAUGGAAGGGAGCCAGGCCCCCAUCUGCUGCAGGGUCUGCUGGGCUUGCUUACCCCAACAGGGGAGCUGGGCUCUGAUGAGGCCCUUUGGGGUGGUCUGCUACGCACAGUGGGGGCCCCCCUCUAUGCUGCUUUCCAGGAGGGGCUGCUUCGUAUCACUCACUCCCUCCAGGACGAAGUCUUUUCCCUUCUGGGCCAGCCAGAGCCUGAUGCCACUGGGCAGUGUCAGGGAGGUAACCUUCGGCAGCUGCUGCUGUGGGGCAUCCGGCACAACCUUUCCUGGGAUGUCCAGGCGCUGGGCUUUCUGUCUGGAUCACCACCCCCACCCCCUGCCCUCCUGCACUGCCUGAGCUCGGGCGUGCCUCUGCCCAGGGCCUUCCAGCCCUCGGCCCACGUCAGCCCUCGCCAACGGCGAGCCAUCUCUGUGGAGGCCAUCUGUGAGAACCAUUCAGGUCCAGUUCCACCCUACAGCAUUUCCAACUUCUCCAUCCACUUGCUCUGCCAGUAUACCAGGCCUAUGACCCCACAGCCACCUCCAAGCACCGCUGCCGUCUGCCAGACAGCUGUGUGGUAUGCAGUCUCGUGGGCACCAGGUGCUCAAAGCUGGCUACAGGCUUGCCACGACCAGUUUCCUGAUCAGUUUCUGGAUGCAAUCUGUAGCAACCUCUCCUUUUCGACCCUGUCUGGUCCUAACCGCCGCCUGGUAAAGCGGCUCUGUGCUGGCCUGCUCCCACCCCCCACCAGCUGUCCUGAUGGCCUGGUCCCUGUACCCCUCACCCCAGAGGUUUUCUGGGGCUGCUUCUUGGAGAAUGAGACUCUGUGGGCUGAGCGGCUAUGUGUAGAGGCGAGUCUGCAGGCUGUGCCCCCAAGCAACCAGGCCUGGGUACAGCAUGUAUGCCAGGGUCCCACCGUAGAUGCCACUGCCUUCCCACCCUGCCACAUUGGACCCUGCGGGGAGCGCUGCCCAGAUGGGGGUGGCUUCUUACUGAUGGUCUGUGCCAAUGACACCAUGUAUGAAGCCCUGGUGCCUUUCUGGCCUUGGCUAGCAGGCCAGUGCAGGAUAAGUCGUGGGGGGAAUGACACCUGCUUUCUAGAAGGGCUGCUGAGUCCCCUUCUGCCUUCUCUGCCACCUCUGGGACCAUCCCCACUCUGUCUGGCCCCCGGCCCCUUCCUGCUUGGCAUGCUGUCCCAGUUACCACGCUGCCAGUCCUCUGUGCCCACCCUUGCCCACCCCACACGCCUACACUAUCUCUUGCGCCUGUUGACUUUCCUUCUGGGUCCAGGGACUGGAGGGGCUGAGGCCCAAGGGAUGCUGGGUCAGGCCCUGCUGCUCUCCAGUCUCCCAGACAACUGCUCCUUCUGGGAUGCCUUCCGCCCAGAGGGUCGGCGCAGUGUGUUACGGACAGUUGGGGAGUACCUGGAACAGGAACAGCCAACCCCACCAGGCUUCGAACCCAUGAGCCUCGGCUCUGGUAUGAGCAAGAUGGAGCUGCUAUCCUGUUUCAGCCCUGUGCUGUGGGAUCUGCUCCAGAGAGAGAAGAGUGUUUGGGCUCUGAAGAUUCUAGUGCAGGCAUACCUGCACAUGCCCCCAGAAAACCUCCAGCAGCUGGUGCUCUCUGCAGAGACGGAAGCUGCACAGGGCUUCCUGACACUCAUGCAUCGUUCCUGGGCUCAGUUGCAUGUACCACCAUCUGAGGAAGAGGCCAUGGGUCGCCUGACAGCCCUUUUGCUACAGCGGUACCCACGCCUCACAUCCCAGCUCUUCAUCGACUUGUCGCCACUCAUUCCCUUCUUGGCUGUCUCUGACCUGAUGCGCUUCCCACCAUCGCUGCUGGCCAAUGAUACUGUCCUAGCUGCCAUCCGGGAUCACAGCUCAGGAAUGAGACCCGAACAGAAGGAAGCGUUGGCAAAGCGACUGUUAGCCCCUGAGCUGUUUGGGGAAGUGCCUGCCUGGCCCCAGGAGCUGCUGUGGGCUGCGCUGCCCCUGCUUCCUCACCUCCCUCUAGAGAACUUCCUGCAGCUUAGCCCUCACCAGAUCCAGGCCCUGGAGGAUAGCUGGCCAGCAGCAGGUCUUGGGCCAGGUCAUGCCCGACAUGUGCUCCGCAGCCUGGUGAACCAGAGUGUUGGGGAUGGUGAAGAGCAAGUACGCAAGCUUGGAUCUCUCGCCUGUUUCCUGACCCCCGAGGAACUGCAGAGCAUGGUGCCCUUGAGUGAUCCAAUGGGACCUGUAGAACAGGGACUGCUAGAAUGUGCGGCCAACGGGACCCUCAGCCCAGAAGGCAGGGUGGCGUAUGAACUUCUAGGGGUGUUGCGUUCGUCUGGAGGAGCUGUGCUAAGCCCCCGGGAGCUGCAGGUCUGGGCCCCUCUUUUCCCUCAGCUAGGCCUCCGCUUCCUGCAGGAACUGUCAGAGCCCCAGCUUAGAGCCAUGCUUCCUGCCCUACGUGGAACCAAUGUCACACCUGCCCAGGCUGCUCUGCUGCUUGGGCGGCUCCUCCCUAGGCAUGAGCUGUCCCUGGAGGAACUCUGCUCCUUGCACCCUCUGCUGCCAGGCCUCAGCCCCCAGACACUCCAGGCCAUCCCUAGACGAGUUCUAGUUGGGGCCUGUUCCUGCCUGGUCCCUGAGCUGUCACGUCUCUCAGCCUGCCAGACCGCGGCACUACUGCAGACCUUUCGGGUGAAGACUGGUGUUAAAAAUACGGGUACAACAGGUGCUGGUGCAGCUGUGUGCAUUCCUGGUCAGCCCAUUCCCACUACUUGGCCAGACUGCCUGCUCCCCCUGCUCCCAUUAAAGCUGCUACAACUGGAUACUGCGGCUUUGCUGGCAAAUCGAAGGCGCUAUCGAGGGCUGCCUUGGUCUGAGCAGCAGGCACAGUUCCUCUGGAAGAAGAUGCAGUUACCCACCAACCUGACGCUCAGAAAUCUGCAGGCUCUGGGAAACCUGGCAGGAGGCAUGUCCUGUGAAUUUCUGCAGCAGAUCAACUCAAUGGCAGACUUCCUUGAUGUGAUACACAUGCUAUAUCGACUGCCCACUGGGGUCCGAGGGAGCUUGAGGGCCUGUAUCUGGGCAGAACUACAGCGAAGGAUGACAAUGCCUGAGCCAGAGUUGACCAACCUGGGGCCGGAACUGAGUGAACUCGACACUAAGCUGCUCCUGGAUUUACCGAUCCAGCUGAUGGACAGAUUGUCCAAUGAAUCCAUUAUGUUGGUGGUAGAGUUGGUACAAGGAGCUCCAGAGCAGCUGCUGGCGCUGACUCCACCCCAUCAGACGGCCCUGGCAGAAAAAGCAUUACUAAAUCUGUUGUGGGGUCCUCCUCAUGGAUUUCGUCCUGAGCAGAUUCUGCAGCUGGGCCGGCUCUUAAUAGGCCUGGGAGAGCAGGAGCUGCGGGAGCUCAUCCUGGUAGAUUGGGGAGUACUAAGCACCCUGGGACAGAUAGAUGGCUGGAGCUCUGUCCAGCUCCGGGUUGUGGUCUCCAGUUUCCUCAGGCAGAGUGGUCAGCAUGUGAGCCACUUGGAUUUCAUUCACCUGACAGCACUGGGUUACACGCUUUGUGGACUGCGGCCAGAAGAGCUACAGCAUAUCAACAGUUGGGAGUUUAGCCAAGCAGCUCUAUUCCUGGGACACUUGCAUCUUCCCUGCUCGGAGGAACAGUUGGAGGUUCUGGCCCACCUCCUUGUGAUGCCGGGCGGCUUUGGCCCAGUCAGUAACUGGGGGCCUGAGAUUUUCACUGAAAUUGGCACGAUAGCAGCUGGCAUUCCAGACCUGGCUCUUUCAGCACUACUGCAGGGACAGAUCCAGGGCUUGACCCCUCUUGCCAUUUCCGUCAUCCCUGCUCCUAAGUUUGCUGUUGUGUUCAACCCCACCCAACUAUCUAGUCUCACCAGUGUUCAGGCUGUGGCUGUCACUCCUGAGCAAAUGUCCUUUCUGAGUCCUGAGCAACGACAAGCAGUUGCAUGGGCCCAGCAUGAGGGGAAGGAGAACCUAGAACAGCUGGGUCGAAGCUCGGCCUGUGGCCUCCAGGACUGGUCACAAACUUCCUGGACACUGGCAUUGACCAUCAGCUUUGUUGGCCACCAUCUUUGAUCCUGUCUCUUCAAUUCAGGGCGAUUGUUGUGGGGAAGGGGACCCUUAUCAUGAAUAAAUACAAAUGCAAAUGCAUCCUAA